AUGAUUGUCUCUGCAGACAGAAUUAAACGUAUUCAUUAUUCCUACCAAAGAAGAACAUAUGAUUAUCGAUUCGAUGUAAAAGAUUAUAGUGAAUAUAAUGCUGUGCUCCAACUGGGUCGAAUAGCAAUAGGUCAUUCGUGGUUAUCGAUCAACAAGUUUUACCCUGGAAACUGUCUAACGUACUGCACAAAAUGUUGGUGUAUAGGUCAUUUAAGAAAUAAAUGCAAUUCAGAAAACAAAUGUCGAAUUUGUCUUGAGAAUUUGAUGGUAGAUACUCCGUAUAUGUGUAAAAAUGAACCGAAAUGUGCUCAAUGUGAUGGAACUCAUCAUUCAUUAGAUAGUCAAUGUCAAGUUAUAAAAGAAUAUAAGGACCAAUUGAAAGAGAAUGUUGAAGAUGCGAUACAAAAAGGAUUAUUACAACGAUUAUCACUGCAAGAAAAAUUGCCUAUAUUCGAACUCCGUGAUUAA
Molecule: messenger RNA, 468 nt
Organism: Rotaria socialis
Lineage: Eukaryota; Metazoa; Rotifera; Eurotatoria; Philodinida; Philodinidae
Source: the annotation of a GenBank genome assembly